Leptopilina heterotoma is the source of this 1521-nucleotide messenger RNA. RefSeq lists its product as uncharacterized. Gene Ontology annotation, molecular function: catalytic activity. The coding region runs from base 1 to 1521 and encodes 506 amino acids. The record is from RefSeq and is a predicted model, not a curated record. The transcript is spliced from 3 exons. NCBI's taxonomy places the organism in Eukaryota, Metazoa, Arthropoda, Insecta, Hymenoptera, Figitidae.
AUGCCUUCAAAAAAGAUGAUGGGCCCACAAGGGGGAACAUUAUUGUUUGCGGAGAUCUUUAGAUCGUCAUUAGCCGGGGCGAACGUCGCGGAAGGCUAUCCGAGGGUCCAGAUGACGUUGGCUAAUCUAGACCAAUUAAGGGUAACAAUUCAUGAUGAGAUUGGGGGGGACGAAGUUGGACCCUAUCCUCAUAUCGGAGAGGUUCGCCUCACUAGGGGAGCGAUCCUAGUAGAGUGCCUGGACUCAGAAUCAAGGGAAUGGCUAAAUAGCCGUAUACCUAGGUUCAGUCAGGCGUUAGGGGGUCUUGCCAUCAAGGUGGUUGAUCCGGCUGAGCUGAUAAAGCUGAUUAAUUUGCAUCAUUGUAAGGGCGCUUCGGCGAUUUUUGCCAAGAGCUUUACAAAGAUGCAGACAGCUUUAGCCUUUAUUCAAGAACCUUGGGUUUUCAAGGGGAGAAUUAGAGGUCUGAACGGCUGUGGGGAGCUGGUUAGAUUACCACAGGAACCAGUUCCAAGGGCGUGUCUUAUCUAUAAGGGUCUAGACGCUUUCCCUCUUUUGGAAUUAACUACUAGGGACUUAGCUGUAGUUAAAGCUAAGCAUCUGGAAAAGAACGGAAAUAAAAGGGAGGUGGUAAUAGCGUCCGCUUACUUUCCGGGAACAGGGGAUGAACCUGCACCACCAAGAGAGGUGGAGAGCACAGACAUUAAUGACAGAGGCAGAAGACUUUUAGAUUUUCUGCUAGAUACAGAUUUAGAUAUUUUAAAUCAGGGUAAUGAGCCGACUUUCGUUACUGUUAACAGAAAAGAGGUGUUGGAUAUUACGAUCUGUUCCAAGUCUUUGUGUGAUGGCGUGAGGGACUGGAGUGUGUCUGAUGAAGAUUCUCUUUUGGACCACAGGCUUAUUACGUUUAGAUUGGAAUCGAAGGAUCGGGAACAAGAGUGGGGACGUAAUCCUAGGAGUACCGACUGGGCUUCAUAUAGUGAAGACCUCAAGGCCUCCAUGGCAUGCUUCCCCACUUCUUAUGGAACAAGGGAGGAGUUAGAGCUUGCAGCGGAAUAUCUGCGAGAUUCUAUUAUCUGUUCCUUUGAAAGGAUCUGUGUAGUUAAGAAAAUAGGCUUCAAUGGGGGUGGGAAAUGGUGGACCCCCCGUUUGGAGGAACGUAGGAAAACUGUAAGAAAGCUUUUUAAUAAAGCCAAGAAACGUAGGCAUCAGCGAGCAUGGGAUGAAUAUCAUACCGCUCGCGAUUCUUACAACAAAGAAGUAGAGAGGGCAAGGGGUGUCAGCUGGAGAAGAUUUUGCGAGGGAAUCGAGAGGGUACCAGAAGCUUCAAGACUUUAUAAAGUACUAGCUCGAGACCCAAUGGCAAAAUUAACUACUAUUAAGCUGCCUAAUAGGCAGUAUGCCCAGGAUAAAAGGGAGUGUCUAAAGCACCUGAUAAAAGUAAACUUCCCGGACUUUAGAGAAGGUUUGGAGAACAGCCAUGGCAUAGGACGAGGUAGGAACCGAGGAUAUCGGGAACACUAG